AGACAGAGCAUUGAAUUUCCUGUGUAGACAACAAGACUUUUGAUUUUCUGAAAUCUGUUCAGUUAAAGAUUUAGGUCAACGGAAACCAGAGCUUCAACAUGUUCACAAAUUCGAACAAAAUGGCUGCAGAACUUCAGGAAAAAGAACAACGCCCAAUCGAUAGCAGACCACUUCCUGAUGGCAAGAAGUUCCACGUGUUUAUAUCCUACAGUGAAAGUGACAGAUCCUGGGUAGAAACAGUAAUACAACACUUACAAAAUGAUUACAAUUUUAAGUGUUUUGAACAUUCAACUGAUUUUAUACCAGGAAGAAAAAUAAGAGAAAACAUAGAAUAUGCAAUAUUGAAUUCUGUGAAAACACUAUGUGUUAUAACGGAAGACUAUAAUCAGAGUUUUUGGUGUCAAUUUGAAGUAGAGUUUGCUAUACUAAAGUUGCUAGCUGAAAUGAAAGAAAAUGUCAUCAUCCCAGUUUUAAAGGAGGAAUGUGAGAUACCUGGCUAUCUUAAACCAUUUACCUACAUAAAUGGCACUGGAGAUAUGAACGUAUGGCUUCCUAAGCUUGCAUCAGCCAUUGAGUUAGAAGGGGAGCAAUAUAACCAUGAAUUAGCAUUAAACCGAGUAAAAAAUGCAGUGAACCGAAAUCGAAACCUAGACCUCCUUCACGAAGAGACAAGUCAUAUCAGUUGUAGAGGACCGGUUUUUAGGUGGAAGUAUGUGCCAGAAUCUCUUAGUAUAGCACCAAUGAAGGUUAAUUCUGAGCAGUAUAACGAAGUAAUCAAGACAAUUUCGUCAAAACAUCUGGUUAUAGGACGACAUUGUAGAAAUCUUUGGUGGCCGACAAUAUGUUUCGCUUUUACUAUUGUCAUCCCAACACUAUCCUUCGGAAUUUUAUUUACUUUUUUUAAUGGAGGCUCUUUUUAUACGGCUCAUUGUAUACUGUUGGCAAUCCCUGCAUUAGUAGUGCUGUGGUUAGCUAUGUGUGGAUGCUCGGAUUAUUGGGGACGACGUGAGAUGAAAAUCACUUUGCGCGAGGUAAACAGAAGACUUCUACCAAAUAAGGUCAUGGUCACUUAUAAAAGACAAAGAACUACAGCUACAUUUACUAUUUGUUUUGUUUUCUUCGACAUGACAACAUGCGUAAAUCAUAUGGCGUCAGAACUUCACAACAAAAGAAUCCGAGAGAGUCAAACCCGUGAAAUGGUUGCUCUUAAUAUGAAUGACGAUGAUGAUGAGGCACUUGUAGAUAAUAUACCUGGAGAUUCAGAAGCAUAUAAUGAACAGGAGAUGGCUACCUAUAGACUGUUGGAUUUAUCCAGCGCCUACCUAAUGGACUAUAUGAAUGAAAAACUAGACAAUGAUGUAGACAAUACAAGGCAUGCAACAAAAGCAAAAUGUAUUUGUCAAUUUGCUGAAUCACUUGAAAUCAAAACAAAAACAGAUGUGUGAGACAGGAGAACAAAUAAUGCAUACAUGAACUCUGACAUUGUCAUAUCACUCUGUAUAUUUUUUAUGUAAAUUCAAUAUAUCACAAACAAAAUAAAUGUAUAAACAAUGAC
Molecule: messenger RNA, 1555 nt
Organism: Mytilus trossulus (common blue mussel)
Lineage: Eukaryota; Metazoa; Mollusca; Bivalvia; Mytilida; Mytilidae
Exons: 9
Coding region: 99-1445 (448 amino acids)
Biological process (GO): immune response; toll-like receptor signaling pathway; inflammatory response
Cellular component (GO): plasma membrane
Molecular function (GO): transmembrane signaling receptor activity
Source: RefSeq, a predicted model, not a curated record